Molecule: messenger RNA, 636 nt
Organism: Akanthomyces muscarius
Lineage: Eukaryota; Fungi; Ascomycota; Sordariomycetes; Hypocreales; Cordycipitaceae
Exons: 1
Coding region: 1-636 (211 amino acids)
Source: RefSeq, a predicted model, not a curated record
AUGCUCAACGCCAUCGUCAUCGCCUCCGUCCUGGCCUCUGCCGCCUCCGCCUCCAUCGCCGAGCGCCAAGCCCCCGUCACCGUGACCAACACCGUCACCGUCACCAGCUGCCCUGCCUCUGUCAGCGACUGCGCCGCCGCCACAAAGUACAUCACCGUGGGCUGCACCGAGGAGAGCGCCUCGCCCGUCGAGGCCACCGGUGCCCCUGCUCCCGCUCCCGCCCCUCCCGCUCCCGCCCCUCCCGCUCCCGCUCCCGGCAGCAGCUCCUCCACUCAGCAGACUCCCGUCCCGGCCCCUCCGGCCAUCACCACCGACGCCGCCGCUCCCGUCAACAACAAGAACAUCACCAUCCCGGAGCCCACCACCGGCAGCGACGGUGCGGGCCAGGGCUGCCCUGCCUACGGCUGCGGCACCGAGCUUCCCAUUGCGACCUCAACGGCGGCUGCCAUCUCCUCCACCGCUGCUGUUCCCAAGUCGUCCUCUGCCGGCCCCGCCACCUCCGCCAGCGCAUCGCCCUCGUGCCCUCCCGGUGGCUGCGACACGCCUCGCGUCAGCCGCGCUUCUGCCAAGUCUGCCAGCUCAGUCUCCCUGGCUGCCGGUGUCGCCGCGGUCGUCGCUGCUCUCUCUUUCUUCUAA